ACAGCCCGAGAGGAGAGACCCACGAAACUUGACGCCGCGCCGCGGAGGGGAGAGAGAGAGGGAGAGCGUGAGAUUCGCACGGAUCGAACACGCACACACGCAAAACAACACGGGCAUAAAUGCGGUUUUGGAGCGCUGCGGGGUGUGCGUGAAGAAAGGGUAGAGAGAAAAGAAGAAAAACGACGAGGCGACGCGCGCAGGCCGCGGUGGUGGCGGGGGUGGCGGGGGUGGUGGUGGUGGGACUGGUGGGGGUGAGAAUAGAACAAAACAACCGCUCCCUGCUGCGCCCCCCUGCCACCGCAGCGGCAAGCGCUUUUUUGACCGCUUCCGGCUGCGCGUCCAUUUGCUCUUGUGAUCCACCACCGGUACUAGUAGUAGUACACUAGUACUGCCCUGCCGCUCGCACACCACUACACUACGCUCUGCUCUACGGCUCCCUUCUCCCCUCUUACAGCGUCGUGCGUGUCCCGCUCGGCUUCGCAUUGCGACGUUGUUUGCGGGGAGGGAGGAGGAAGGGGGGAGGCGGGGGGCGUUUGACGGUGGUGGUGCCUCCGCGUGCGCGGGAUGGCUGGAGGCGGGGGAGGGGGCGGGGCCGCGCCGGCGCCGAAGCACGACGAGCUGACGCCGCACCCCGUCAAGGACCAGCUCCCCGGCGUCUCCUACUGCAUCACCAGCCCUCCUCCGUGGCCUGAGGCCAUUCUUCUUGGGUUCCAACAUUAUCUGGUGAUGCUGGGAACUACAGUUAUCAUACCAACUGCACUAGUUCCGCAGAUGGGAGGAAACAAUGAGGACAAGGCUGUUGUUAUCCAAACGUUGCUGUUUGUGGCUGGGAUUAACACCCUCUUGCAGAGUUUCUUUGGAACCAGAUUACCCGCGGUGAUUGGAGGAUCAUACACUUUUGUUGUACCAACCAUCUCGAUCAUCCUUGCUGGUCGUUAUGCCAAUGAACCAAAUCCACACACAAAAUUCCUCCGAAUCAUGCGCGGAACACAAGGAGCUUUGAUUGUGGCUUCUGCUCUACAGAUCAUAUUUGGUUUCAGUGGCCUUUGGCGUAAUGUUGCAAGGUAUCUGAGUCCAUUGUCAGCUGCUCCACUGGUGAUGCUAGUUGGCUUUGGACUUUAUGAGCUUGGCUUUCCCUCGGUUGCUAAGUGUGUUGAGAUUGGACUUCCAGAGCUUAUCCUCCUAGUGAUCUUUGCAAUGUACCUGCCACAUGCCAUACACAUGAUGAAGUCCAUCUUCGACCGUUUUGCUGUUCUGUUCACUAUUCCCAUAGUGUGGCUCUAUGCAUAUCUGCUCACAGUUGGAGGCGCAUACAGGAAUGCACCACCAAAGACCCAAUUUCAUUGUCGAACUGACCGCUCUGGAAUAAUUGGCGGUGCUCCCUGGAUAAGAGUUCCCUAUCCCUUUCAAUGGGGUGCUCCAACUUUUGAUGCUGGUGAAGCUUUUGCAAUGAUGGCUGCUUCUUUUGUUGCUCUGGUGGAGUCUACUGGUGCCUUCAUUGCUGUUUCAAGGUAUGCUAGUGCCACCCCUCUCCCACCCUCUGUACUUAGCCGUGGAAUUGGUUGGCAGGGCAUUGGCAUUCUGUUGGAUGGGCUGUUUGGGACUGGGAAUGGUUCCUCCGUAUCAGUUGAAAAUGCCGGAUUGUUAGCCUUGACACGAGUUGGUAGCCGAAGGGUGGUGCAGAUAUCAGCUGGUUUCAUGAUAUUCUUCUCUAUUCUGGGAAAAUUUGGAGCUGUCUUUGCAUCAAUACCUCCACCGAUCUUUGCAGCCCUCUAUUGUAUCUUCUUUGCAUAUGUUGGUUCUGCUGGGCUUGGUUUCCUUCAGUUCUGCAACCUCAAUAGUUUCAGGACCAAGUUCAUUCUUGGGUUCUCAGUUUUUAUGGGCCUUUCUGUUCCUCAGUACUUCAACGAGUACACAUCUGUCGCUGGGUAUGGUCCUGUUCACACACAUGCAAGAUGGUUCAAUGACAUCGUGAAUGUAAUAUUCUCGUCAAAGGCAUUUGUUGCUGGCUUUGUUGCAUAUUUGCUGGACAACACGAUUCACAGGCAUGAUGGAUCUGUCAGAAAAGAUCGAGGAUACCAUUGGUGGGAUAAAUUCCGAUCAUACAGGACUGACACAAGAAGCGAGGAGUUCUAUUCCCUGCCGUUCAACCUGAACAAGUUCUUCCCAUCAGUAUGAGCACUGUGCUAAUUCAGUAGUAGGUUACUGUCUAUCUGUCCUUUGUGAACAAGUUCUCUGGAGGUGGUAAGCUAUUGGCCUGAAUUCUCUAGGUAUGUGGAAAUCAUAUACCCUUAAACAAAGGGGAAUCCUGUGGUAUAAACCAAAAAAAAAUGGUGGCCCCCUGAAAUCAUCUCACGGAUGUAUAUUUUAACCUAUCUGGGGACAAUAGUAGGAAAUUUUGGCUACUCAUUUGCACAUGAAAAUGGCUCUUGAUUCUUACAUCCUGUGGUCAAUCACAUCCACAAAGGAGGUGAAUGGAUUGACAAGGCCAUUUUGGUACUAUCAUUGUAGGGUCAUACCAACGAAGCUAUAAUCUGUAUGUAGGUUUUAGAAGACAAUGAAAUGGGAGUAUCUUUUUGUC
Messenger RNA from Oryza brachyantha (malo sina), 2581 nucleotides. Its product is annotated as nucleobase-ascorbate transporter 6-like. Lineage: Eukaryota; Viridiplantae; Streptophyta; Magnoliopsida; Poales; Poaceae. Bases 565 to 2178 code for a protein of 537 amino acids. Gene Ontology annotation, biological process: transmembrane transport. Gene Ontology annotation, molecular function: transmembrane transporter activity. Gene Ontology annotation, cellular component: membrane. The transcript has 14 exons. The record is from RefSeq and is a predicted model, not a curated record.